AUGAGAAAACUUCAGCAACAUUUUAAUCAGCAUGUUUUCAAGAUGGAACAAGAAGAAUAUACAAAGGAGGAAAUAGACUGGAGUUACAUACAGUUUGAGGACAAUCAAGACAUUUUAGAUCUGAUUGAAAAGAAACCUGGUGGAGUGCUUGCUCUUCUGGAUGAGGCUUGCAUGUUUCCAAGAGCUACACAUGAAACAUUUGCAGAAAAGCUUUAUCAGACAUUCAGUAACCAUAAACGUUUUAGCAAGCCAAAGCUGGCAAAAACAGAUUUCACCAUUUGUCACUAUGCUGGUGAUGUGACGUAUCAAAGUGAGUUUUUCUUGGAUAAGAACAAGGACUAUGUUGUUGCAGAGCAUCAAGCACUCUUAAAUGCUUCAACGUGCCCAUUUGUAGCAAACUUAUUCCCACCAACGCCAGAGGAUUCAUCUAAAUCAUCAAAGUUCUCAUCAAUAGGUUUAAAGUUCAAGCAACAACUACAAGCUUUGCUUGAGACACUCAGUCAUACAGAACCGCAUUAUGUUCGUUGUGUCAAACCCAAUAGCCUUUUGAAGCCUGAUAUCUUUGAGAAUCCGAAUAUACUUCAACAACUUCGAUGUGGGGGUGUUAUGGAGGCAAUCAGAAUCAGUUGUGCAGGGUUUCCUACUCGUAAACCUUUCACUGAAUUUGUAGAACGCUUCAAAAUCCUCGCACCUGACGCCGUAGCAAAAUUGAACGAUGAUGUCGCACGUUCAAAGAUGCUAUUAGCAAAGGCAAAACUUGAAGGUUAUCAGAUUGGUAAAACAAAAGUUUUUCUGAGAGCUGGUCAGAUGGCGGAGCUAGAUGCUUUCAGAACUCAGGUUUUAGGAAUAUCUGCAACAAAACUCCAGUCAAAAUAUAAGUCACAUGCAGAACACGGGAAGUAUGUUAUGUUACAACAAGCAGUUGUUCCUGUACAGACUAUCUGUAGAGGGCAAAUUGCACGCAAACGGUUUGAACACCUAAAGAGAGUAGCUGCAUGUGUAGUCAUCCAGAAAAACACACGUAUGUUUCUGAAACUAAAAUGUUACAGGGCUGUAUAUGAUUUGGCUACUAGACUCCAGGCUAGUAUCCGUGGGAAGGCUGCAAACAGUAAGUAUCUUUCCCAGAAACAAACAGAUGCAGCAGUUGUAAUCCAGAGUAUAUGCCGACAUAAUUUGGCCCACAAUCGUUUUGUCAAAACAAGGAAUGCAGCAAUAGUCACUCAGUCUGUUUGUAGAACAAAUUUAGCACAUGCAGAAAUAACCAAGCUUAGAAAGGCUGCCAAAUCAAGUGUUGCUCUGGAAGCCAAAAAUAAAAAGAAUGAAGAGAUGCAAGAACUGAUCUCCCAACUGGAGGCGAAAGAUAAAGAAAUUGCAAAGCUAGAAUCUUAUAUAAAAGAGAUCACAGAGUAUCCCAUAAAGGAAGAGGGCGCUUCAGAGAUAGAAAAAGGACAGCUUCCUCGACUUGAAGACAUUCCUAUUACUGGCAAUGAGACAGUUGAUAAGCUUACUGCUGAAAAUAUCAGACUCAAGUACAUGGCCAGUGCCCUGCAAAAGAAAUUUGAUGAGGCCCACAAGCUGUGUGAAGAGAGGUCACAGCAAGCAAGGGAUGCAGAGGCAAUGGUAAUCGAGCUCAAGACCUCCAUGCAAAGCCUUCAAGAAAAAGUUUGUGACCUGGAGGAGGAGGAAUUUAUUCUGCGCCAGCAAGCCAUGAUGAAGUCAGGUUCUAUGAUGGUUAAGGAUGAAGAAAACGGUCUACAUGGAAGUCCAAUGACUCCUGGACGUAUGAAGAAAUUCAACAGCAGUUUGAGGCGUUCUGCCAAUGAAAAGCAUAAUGAGAAUGUUGAUGCUCUUAUUUCGGCUGUUAGACAAGAGAUGGGUUUCAGUCAAGGAAAACCAGUUGCCACUUUAAUAAUAUACAAAAGCCUUUUACACUGGAAAACUUUUGAAGCUGAAAAAACAAGUGUAUUUGAUCGUCUUAUUCAGAUGAUCGGUUCCGCUAUUGAGAAAGAGCAUGACAAUAAACAUUUGGCAUAUUGGCUGUCUACCACAUCUACAUUGCUAUUUUUGCUUCACAAGAGUUUAAGCCCUUCUCAUGCAAAAGCACAUUCACCAUCAUUAUUUGGAAGGAUGACUCAGGGAUUUAAAUCGUCUUUCAAUGACAUAGUGCGCCACGUAGAGGCCAAGUACCCUGCUUUGCUUUUUAAGCAACAACUAACUGCUUAUGUUGAAAAAAUCUAUGCAAUUAUGCGUGACAAUUUGAAGAAGGAGUUAGCACCCGUUCUUACUAAUUGUAUUCAGGCACCAAAGACCACAACAAACGGGCCUCCUCCAUCUAGUCACUGGCUAAUUGUUAUUCAGUGCCUAAAUAUCAUGCUCGAUAUAUAUAAAAGUUACAAUGUCCCAUCAGUCCUUGUUCAGAAGAUGUUCACUGAAGCUUUCUCUUACAUCAAUGCACAGAUUUUCAACAGCCUUUGCACACAACCAGAGUGUUGCACCUUCAGAAACGGGGAAUAUGUGAAAGGAGGGUUAGGUCAGUUAGAGCAAUGGUGUACUCAGAUCACAGCAGAGUAUGUAGGUUCAUCAAUGGAUGAACUUCAGCACACAAAGCAAGCAGUUGGAUUUCUGAUUAUACCACAGAAGCCUAAAAUUGGAUACGAUGAACUCACAACUAAGCUGUGCCCAGUUCUAAGUGUUCAACAACAUCAUAGACUUUGCACCUUCUAUGUGGAUGAUCACAAUACUGGAGGUGUAUCUCAAGAAGUUAUUCAUAACUUAAACGUGUUAUUGAAAUCUGAAGGUGAUACUCAUAGUAAUGCUUAUUUGCUGGAUGACAAUUCUAGUGUUCCAUUUUCAACCGAUGACAUUAACCAUUGCCUCCAUGAGAAAGACUUUUCAGAUAUGAAACCAAGUGGUGAACUCCUUGAAAAUCCAGCUUUCCAAUUUUUACUGGAGUAGGGUGUGGUUAUUUUUGCAUAUCAAAAACCACAUUGUACAUUUUUUUUUUCUUUCUAGAUUUAGUUUAGGCUACUCAUUAUUUUAGUAGGAUCGAGUGUAAAGCAUUAUGUUAGGUUAGACAUGUAAAAUUCAUAGGUUAUUUUAGGUAAAAAUAUAGCAACGCAGGGAAUCUUCAUUGUGUAAUGUA
Lactuca virosa is the source of this 3142-nucleotide messenger RNA. The record is from the annotation of a GenBank genome assembly. NCBI's taxonomy places the organism in Eukaryota, Viridiplantae, Streptophyta, Magnoliopsida, Asterales, Asteraceae.